AUGGCAGAGGAAAAUUACCUAUCGACGCCUGACCUCUCACCUCUCGAGCAAGAGGUGCUGGAUGAAUACGAGCGAUUGGCAAACAACAUGAAGCAGCUCGCCACGCUGCUCGACGAGCUCGCGUCUAACCCGACGACCGAUAUCCUCGAUGGCCUGCGCGACCUCGAGCGCCAGACGAGCUUGGCGUUCACGCUACUCAAGGCGAGCGUGUACAGCAUCGUCUUGCAGCAGGAGAUUGAUUGGGGCGCCGCGGGGGAGGCUGGGCAGGGAGGGCAGGGAGGACAGGGACAGGGACAGGCGGCGGCGACGUCGAGUGCAAUGGGGAGUGACUAUGAGGAUUAA
Beauveria bassiana ARSEF 2860 is the source of this 342-nucleotide messenger RNA. RefSeq names its product DASH complex subunit Dad3. Gene Ontology annotation, biological process: attachment of spindle microtubules to kinetochore. Bases 1 to 342 code for a protein of 113 amino acids. The record is from RefSeq and is a predicted model, not a curated record. The transcript is spliced from 2 exons. Lineage: Eukaryota; Fungi; Ascomycota; Sordariomycetes; Hypocreales; Cordycipitaceae. Gene Ontology annotation, cellular component: DASH complex; mitotic spindle.